AUGAAUUAUAGUUCAUUAAAAAAAAAUUUAAUAAUUAAAUUUAAUAUAGAUAACAAAAAUGACAUCAAAGAAAAGAAAAUUAAAAUAAAAUCAAUUAACAAAAAUUUUAAUUUAAAUUUAAAAGAAAAAGAUAGGACUAGUGAAAUUAGUAAUGAUAAGAAUAAUGAGUUUGAUAUUCUUCAUGAAAUGGAUUUCAUCCUAAAAGAAAAAACUACUAUAAAAAAUAAAAAUGUUAUAAAUAUAACAGGGAAAAAUUCUAUUGAUAAAAGAAAUAAAAGUGAAAGUGUUGAUUUAAUUGAAAAUAUAGAAAGAAAAAAUUAUAAAGAAAUAUAUAAACAAAAUAAAUACAAUGAAGAAAAAGAUAAAAUGUUUAAAAAAAAAAUGAAUAUAGUUGAAGCAAGUUUUAGUGUAAUAAAUAAAUGGAAUAAUCAUAAUGACCUAGUAGAAUUCGUUAAAAAUAAUCUAAAAAAUAAUGAAUUUAUAUAUGUAAAAAGGUUGUCUAAUAAUUGUUAUGAAAAAAUUGAUGCUAGAAACAAAAAAGAAACAGAUUUUAUGUCGAUUUCUUUAAAUGGAGUAAUGAUAAAUGAAAAAAAUGAGUCAAGUUUUUACGAGUUAAAUGAAUGGAGAGAUUUCAUAACAUUAUUAAACGGUGCUUUAAAUUUAAAAUUUGUUAAAAAAUUUAAAUUAUAUAAAUAUUUCUUUUUACUAAAAAAUAUGAUUAAGCACACAAAAUUUAAAAAGAAGAAAAAUUAUAUUAAAGAAAAUUUAUUAUUUUUAAAUAGAGAAUUCUUUAAAGGGUUUAUUCAAAUACAGGUUAUCCUUUAUGAUUUGAACGAUAAUAAAUUAAUUGAUAUAAAUAUAAAUAAUAUGAGCAUAGAACAAUUUAAAGAAAUUCAAAAUGAUUAUUUUUUAAAAAUCGAUAGUUUUAUAAAAAAUAAGUUGAAGCAUAUUACUAAUAUAAUUUGUAAAUAUUGUAUCAAAUCAUUAAACACUUUUUUAAAAAAAAAUGGAAUUUUAGAGGAUAAUAAUAAAGUAGAGAAAGAAUUAAAUAUGUAUGAAAAUAAAGAAAAUUUUAAGGCAUUCCCUAAAGUUGUAAAUAAAAAUAUAUCAAAAAAUACUCAAAAAAAAAGUACAAAUGUAGAUGUAUAUUAUAAUAAAAUAGCUCUCAGUAAUUGCUACUGUAUUUAUGUAAAACGUUUUAUUCAUUUAUGUCAGUAUUUAUGCGAUAAUACAUUAAGAAAUAUGAUUAUUAACACAUAUGAAUAUUUUCUAAAACUUUUAAAUAAUUAUUUUGAAGUUAAAGAAGAAAAAAACAAUCAAAUUAGCAAUGUGGACAAAAAUAAUGAUAAUAAUACUUUUAAAAAUGAGAGAACAUAUAAAUUAAUUAAAAUUGAUGAAAAGGAAAACAAUAAUAACAACAAUGAUAACAAUAAUAACAAUAAUAAAAAUAAAAAUGAAAUAUGCUUAUUUAAUGUUAUUUUAAUAAUAGAAAAUAAUGAAUUAAAAAUAAUACCUGAAUAUGAUUUGUUAAUAAAUACUAUUAUGUAUUAUAUUAAUAUGAGUAUAGAAAAUAUAUGCAAAAGAGAAGAAUUUUUCAAUUCAUUCAAAAUAAAAGAAUUUUUCAAAAAUCAAAUAUUUACAGACAACAUUAUAUAUAAAGAAAAGAAUAAUGAAGAUUUAAAUUAUGACAAGAACUUUUCUAAUUUUAUUAAUAAUGAUGAUACAAUAAAUAAUCUUCAUUCAGAAUUAAAAGAUAAAAUGAAAAUAUUAUAUAAUUCUAUGGUUGAUGUAUGCAAUGAUUUUAAGGAUAUUAUAAAAUUACACAAUAAAUAUGAAAAAAUAGAAAUAGAAAAAAUAAAUAUAAUGGAUGCUAAUUAUAUUUCCUUUUUAUUUACCUCAUUCAAAGAACAUGAGAAUAAAAUCAAAAGGAUGAAUAAAGAAAUAAAUAUCCAUUUAUUUAAAGUUAAUAAUACUAUAUUAAUUGAUUAUUUAUUAAAAAAUAUAAAUAAAAAGUGGAAUAAUUUAAUUAAUUAUUUGCCCUCAUUAAAUAAUCAAACCAUUGAUGAUUUAACAGUCAAAUUAGAUAAUUCUCUUAAUAUUAUUAAUAAAAAUCCUACAACCAUUGAUGAAUUAGUUUCUUAUAUAGAUUUUGUUAAUUCUUUUAAUGAUGAAUUAAUAACAAUAGAAGAAAAUAUUGAAUCCAUUUCUUCUUUAUUUUUACUAUUUAAAAAAUAUUAUAUAAAUAUUAGUGGUAAUCAAACAACUAAGAUUUUUCAUAUUAACCAAAAAAUAAAUUCUUUAAAAUCUAUCUUAAAUCAUGAAAAAAAUUAUGAUCUUCAAUUUAGUGAUUUAUAUAAAGAUUUAAUUUUUCGUAUUAAUGAAAUUGAAAAAAAAAUUCAAAAUUUUGUAAAUAUAAUGAAAACUAACAUGUUAGAAAAUAAUUUUAAUUACAAUUUAAAUGAUAUUCUUCAAGAACUUUCAUUUGUUACACCAAUUAAUGAUAUUAAUCAUAUUUAUUAUACAAAAAAAAAAGAAAGAAAAAAUGAUGAAAACAAUAUAAUUAUUCAAGAAAAAAAAUCAAUUAAUGAUAUCAGUAGUUCAGUAGAUAUUGAUAUAAGUAAGUUAACUGAUUAUGUGAAUGAAACAAAUGAUUAUAUAAAUAAAUAUUUUAUUAAUGAUAAUAACGAAAUAGUAAUUAAUGAUGAUGUGAAAGAAGAAUUCUACAUUUUUGAUCUUCUUGAAUUUCUAAGAUUAAAAAUAAUAGAUAUAAAAAAAGACGUAGAUAAAUAUAUAUAUUAUCAAAAAGUUUUGAAAAAAAAGAAAAACGAAUUUGUUAAUUUUAGUUUGUUAACCAAUAUGUUCAUAAAUAAUAGUUUAACUAUAUAUACGUUUUUCAAAUAUAUAUGUUCUAACGAAAAAUACAAAAAAGAAAAAAUUUUUAAUAUUAAUUUAGAAGAAUUAUCAAAUGAAUUAAAUACAAUAAAUAUGUCCUUUAAAGAAAUAAAUAAAAAUUUUGUAAACAGUGAAUUUUAUGAAAAAUGUAAAAAAUUUCACAAAACAUAUGACCAUAUAAUGAAAAUUUUGAAAUUACUUACAAUAAUAUAUAAGAAUGAUAAAUAUUUUAAAAGAGCUAUAAAUAUAUUAAACCACUCUAAAAAUGUUGAAAAUACAGACAAUAUAAAUACUUUGUAUAUAAUGAAUAAAGAAGAUUCAACAAAAAAAGAAAAUGAUACUUUACAAAAGACAAAAUUGACAUAUGAUUAUAAUAAUAUAAAUCUCAGUGAUUUAUUUAGUCUGUCUUUUUCUAAUAGUAUACCAGAAAUAGAGAAUAUAUGUUUUGAAUAUGUAAAAGAAGAGAAAAUAAAUGAAAAAUUUCAAAUUUUAAAAAAUAUGUUGAAAAAAUAUAAAGUAGAUGUUUGUUUAAUGAAUAAAAAGGUAUAUUUUAUUAAUAAUAUAAAUGAAUUAAUUAUCCAUUUAAAAAAAAUUCUUUCAGAAUUAUUUAUUAUAGAAAAUGAUAAAUUUAGUAAACAUAUAUAUAAGGAUAUAUAUAAGUCAUCAGAGCAAAUAAAAAAUUUUACUAAUAUUCUAACUGUUAUAAAAAAAAUACAGAUAUAUUAUUUAAAUAUACAGAGAUACAAAACCAGUGAAUUAAAAAAAAUUUUAAAUUUAGACAAUUUUUCUACAAUCAUAAAAAAAUAUAAGCAACAAUGUGAAGAAUUUUUCAUUUAUCCUCAAUUAACAAAACAUAUAGAAAAAAAUUAUGAUAUAACAUACUUUAAAAACUUUAUGAAUCAAUUAAAAAAUAUAAUUAAUGAUUCCGAAAAGCAUAUAUUAGAUAAAAGAAAUGAGUUUUAUUUCUUUUAUUUAUUAAAUGAUGAGGAUUUCUUAAAAAUAUAUUUAGACUUAAAAGAUUUGAAAAGUUUAAACACAUAUGUGAAUAAAAUAUUUCCCAAUAUUAAGAAAAUAAUUUUUCAGAAUGAAACGAUCUGUGGUGUUCUAACUAAUGAUAAUGAAAGAAUAAUAUUUAAAGAAGGAAUAAAAUUUAAAAAAAUAGAAUUUUUACUAAAUGAAAUUAGUAAUGAAAUACAACAUUCUGUAAUGAAAAAUAUUCAUAAUUAUGUUAAAAAUAAUAACUUUUAUUCUUCCUUAAAAGAAGAUUCAUAUUUAUAUUUUAUCAAUAUAGAUAAUUUACAAUUAUUAUUUAUUUUAUUAAACAUAUAUUUUACAUAUGUCUUGGAUUAUGUUAUUAAAAAUCCCUUAAAAAAUAAAAAUAUUGUUUUUAUAAUUUCACAAAAUAUUUCGAAAAUGAUUGAAGAAAGAAAAAAUAAUAACCAUAUAAAAAAUGAAAUACAAAAUAAUAAUCAUAAUAAUAAAUGUUAUGAUCAUGAUAAGAAAAAUUACAUUUUUAUUUUAACCUUUUUUAUGUAUACAAAAGAGAGAUUUCAAAAUUUUAUGAAUAACGAGCAUAACUUAUCAACUAAUAAUUUCAAUUAUCUUCAACAUGUAAAACAUUAUUAUGAUAAAGAUUAUUAUAUUCAAUUUUUUCAUUAUAAUAUGAAAUAUAAAUAUGAAUUAUUAAAUAAUUAUAACUAUACAUUAGACAUCAUAUAUAAUGAAAAAAAUUAUAAUUUAUUAUUUUAUAAAUAUUUAUCUAACAAUUUUAUUACCGUUUAUUCCGAUAGUCCUCACUCUAUUAAUUACUCUAAGAAUUUUUCCAUACUUUUAGGAUUUCAUUUUUUUUUCAUAAAUAAUAUUAAUUUACAGAAAAAUGAUAUAUUAAAUUACUUAUCUUGUUGUAUAAAAUCUAACAUAUCUUUAUUUUUUUAUGAAAUAAACAAAUAUAAGGAAGAUCUUUUAUCUCUAUUAAACGAGCAAUUAGUUAAUAUAAGUAAUCACAUUCUAAAUAAGAAGAAAACUAUUAUUAUAAAUAAUAAUGAAUUUAAUUUAAACAAAAAAAAUCUUAUAUAUUUAUCCUUAAAUCAAAACUAUAUUCCUUUAUAUGAUUAUUUUUCUGACAAAAAUUACAACUUUAGAAGUCUUCAAUUUUCAUUUUCUUUUUAUCAACCUACUAAACCUUUUUCAUUAUUCGUUUUUUAUUUGCUUUUCUUUUCUUAUGGAUGUUUAAAAUGUGAUAUGUUAACAAUGGCUACAUAUAAAACAUUUUCUUAUUUAAAACAACACAACAUAUUAAAAGGAUGCAUAAAUGAAAAAAAGUUUAUUAAUAUUAUAAAAUCAACUUUAAAAAAAAAUAAAAAUGAAGAAGAGCUUAACAUUUCAAAAAAAAUAAUAAAAUAUGUAUCAAACUUCGUAGAUAUUAAUAAAUUGGUAGAAUUAAUUAACAACAUUUGUUUAUUAUUUAAUUUGUCAAAAGAUUCUCAAAUAAAGUUGAAGAAAUUUUUAGACAAAAAAGAAAAAGAAAAAGAACACUAUUCUGAAAUUGAUAAUAAUUCACUAAAAUUAAAAGAUGAAAAAAAUUUCAAAAGUAAUGUUAAUAAAAUUGUAACUCAUUUGACAAAAGAAACAAAAUUGAAUUUUCUAAAAUAUCAAGUAAAUAAAGCUAUUGAAAUAUAUAAAAUAUUAAAUUUUAAGAACAAAAAUGGAAAUACUUAUAAUGAUAAUGAAGAAAAAAAAAUCAAAAAUAUAUUAAUAAUAGGAAAGAAUUAUUCUGGAAUUAAUACUAUUAUUUUCCUUUUAUAUAAUAUUUUAAAAAAUUUAGAAAAAACUGAAUUUUCUUCUUUUGAUUUAUGUUUUAUUGAAAGAAUUAAUUUAAAUUAUUGUAUGAAAAAAGAUGUUUUAAAAUUUGUAUUUAACGAAAAAAAUUAUUUUACUUUAGAACAAGAGCAAAAUGAAGAAAUUGAAACAAAAGAUAGUUUCAUAAUGGAAAAUACAAAUGAGAAAAAUUUACAAAAUGAUAUGAUAAAUAAAAAAAAUAUGAAAGUAGAAAAAGAAAAAAAAAAAGCUAAAUUAUAUGACAGUAAGACAAAAAAAAAUUAUAUUAAUGAUUUAAAAUAUAUAAAAUUAAAUUUAAAUAAAAAUGAAGAAAAUUAUAUAUACAAAAAUAAAAAUUUAUUAUUAAAAUUUAUAAAUGUAAGAGAAACAGAUUUAAUAGAAAAGAUGUGUAAUUAUAUUUUAAAAAAUAAUUUAUUUAGUGAAAUAAAUAGGAAAGAUAAUGGUUUUAAUUAUAACUGUUUUAUUUUUAAACCAGAUAACUUAAAUAAAAUUUCUCCUUAUAUUAUUGAUAAAUUCCACUACAUAAAUAUAAGUCAUACAAUUCCUUAUAUAUCUUUUAUUAUAUAUUUAGUUGAUCAAAUAAAAAUAUAUAAAUUUGUAAAAAAAAAAAUUAUAAAAUUAUUUGAAGACCUUAUAAUUGAAACGCUAAAUUUUUUUAGAAAACAAAAUAAAACCAUUCGAACCAUUAAAAAUAAAAAAAACUUUUACGAAAAAGAAGAAAUUAAGAGAGAAGAUAAUAUAGAAGAAGGUGAUUCAAAUAAAGGUGACUACUUCAAUAAUAUUAAUAAGGAAAAGAAAAGUAUACUUGUUGUUGAUGAUUUUAAAAACGAAAAAAAAUCAAAUGAUAAUUAUAGAGAACAAAAUGAAGAAAAAAAAAAUAGUGAUAAAAAAUAUGAAAAUAAAAGAAAUUAUGAAUAUAAAAGACAAAGUAUAUAUGAAGAAGAAGGUUUUAGAAAUAUAGAUGAAAAUGAAGAAAGUAAAGAUAAUAAGAAUGAAGAAGAAGAAGAAAAAGAAGAAGAAAAAGAAGAAGAAUCUAAACUCUUCAGUGAAGAUAUUAUUGAAUUUUAUCAAGAUAAUAAUAUACCUAUAAAAAUUCAUAUAAAUACUUUAAUAUUGAAUUUUGUUAAAUUUAUUGAGUACUUUUUAAUUUUAUUAAAAGAGAAAAAAGGAUUUGAUAAAAAAAUAAUUGAUAACCAUUUAAAUAAUAUCAUAACUAUUAGUUUUAUAUAUUCAUUUACUUCUUUUAUGAGUAACAAAUUAAGAAAUGAUUUUGAAAAUUAUAUUUUUAAAUAUAUUAAUAAUAUAUCAAUUAUUCCACGAAAUACCUCCUUUGUGCAUAUUUAUUAUAAUAUUGAGACUAAUAAAAUUUUAAAACAAGAAAAAAUAUAUAAAAAUGAGUGUAUAAUGAUUGAUAAAAAAAAAUUAAUAAAUAAUCUAUUAAUAGCUAAUAAUAAUUAUUUCAUUUUUGAAGAUAUACAUUUAUUAUCUAUAAAAAAUUUUUUGAAAAUGUCUUGUAAUUUAAAUAUGCCUUUUAUAAUAAUGGGUUGUUCAAAUUCUGCAAAAUCAUUAUGCACCUACAGUUAUUUAAAUUCAUAUAAAAAAAAGAAAAAUAGUAUUUAUAAUUUUAUGUUUUGUUUUAAUUAUUCAUUUAAUUACAAUCAGAUAAUUCAAAAAUUAAAAAAAAAAUUUGAUUUUUCUAAUAAUUGUAUAUCAGACGAAUUGACAAUUUUUAUAGAUGAUAUAAAUUGCCUAAAAAAUGAAAAUUCAUUAAAUACUAUGGAAUUUUUAUAUAAUUUAAUAAAAUAUAAUGAUUUUUUUGAUAUUGAAUCUAAUAAAAAAAUAAUAUUAUCCAACAAGAAAAUAAUUUGUUCAUUAAAUAAUGAAAAUAUUACAAUCACAGAAAAUAAUAAUAAUAAUAGUUUUUCUAAAUUGUAUAAAAAUUUUUUUAUUUUUAAUCUUUCUAUCUUAACAAUAAAAGAUAUAAAAUAUCUUUAUUCUAAUAUUAUAGAAUCCUUAUUUCAAAAAUAUAAUUUUUGUGAUGAAAUAAUUAAUGAAUGCAAUAAUUUUAUUAAUUGUAUUUUAGAUAUAUUCGAAGGAAUAAUAAAGAUAAAAGAAAAAAAUAAAUUUUAUUUUUACACAAAUAAAAUUAAUAACAUAAUAAAUUAUUUAUUACUAUAUGAUAAAGAAUGUAGUAAUAGCAUUAAUGAUAUUUUAAUAUUAUUUCAAAAUGAUUUUUAUAGAAUUUUUUGUCAGCAUAUUAUUUCUUAUAAGGAUAGAAUAAGUUGUAUGGAAAUUAUUAAAAAUAAUUUUGAUAAAUUCUUUAAUAAAUAUAUGAUUUAUAAAAAUGACGACUUAUUUUUAAAUUCAAACAUGGAUAUUAUAAUUGAAAAUAAAAGUAAUUUAUAUAAUGAAUCAUCUGGUAAAUUAAAUAUAUCUUAUUUAAGAACCUUUUUUGAACAUAGCAAUUUAGAAAUAUUUUAUAAAGAUGUAAUAAAUUUAAUAUUAACAAUUAAUAAUUAUCUUAUUAUAAACAGAACUAAUAUCAUUUUCAUUAAUCAUCAAAAGGAUUUAUUAUCAAAACUAAUUACUAUUUAUUGUCAAUAUAAAAGUUAUAAUUGCGUCUUUUUACAAGAAGACUUAGAAUGUAUUAAAAAACAGAUCAAAGAUACUUAUAAAAAAACAAUUCAUUUAUUAAAUAAAAAUAAUGAAAAUUUUAAUAAUAACGAAAAUAGUUACAAUAAUGAAGAAAAUAAGAAUAUAGAUAAAAGUAAUAAUAAUUAUAAAAAUAAUAAUCAUAAAAAUUAUGAUAAUAAGAAUAUUUUUUUUUCUAAAAUUAUAGAAAAUGAUGAAUAUUUAAAUUUAUUUGAUAACGUUAUUUAUAAUGGUAAUUUAGAUAUUUUAUAUGAGGAUUUUUUAAAUGAAUUUUAUUUGGAGAUUAUAAAUAUUAUUAAACAUCGAGAAAUUAAUAUUGAGGGUAAUUUUGAUAAUUAUAUAAUUCCUUUAUUAUUAGACAAAAAUCAUUUCUUAUUUUAUACCGAUGAUUUAUACUCUUUAUGUGAUAAUUACUACCAUAAAUAUAAAAAUUUAUUUAAAAGUUGUUAUUUUGCUUAUUUAAAUUUAUAUAAUCUUCAAGAUAAUAAUAUAUUCUUAUUAAAUUUGUCAUUACCGAUUUUUAAUUAUGUUAGAAAUACGAUAACAUAUUCAUUUAUGUUACCACCAGAGUGUAAAGAAAACAUUUUCUUUAAUGAUGUUGAUAUGAAAACUUCCUUUUAUUUUUCAAAAGUCAUUAAUAAUUUAAAUAAUAUAAUAAAAAAUAAAAAAAAAAAUAUUAAAAUAGAAAAUAUAAUUUAUAAUAACUCCAUUUCAGACUUAAUUAAAAGCACAUACGAAAUGUAUUAUAAAUUUAAAAAAGAACAUUUGGAUGAAUUAUUAUAUAAAAAAGAAGAAUAUAAAAGAAUAAUAAAUAAUUUGUUUGAUUCAAAUGUAGUUAAUAGAAUAAAAGAAAUUAAAAUACAUAUAAAAAAAAUUAAAAGAGAAAUUAAUAAAGUUCAAAACUCUAUAAAUGAACAAUUAAUAAAAUAUAAGAAAGAUAUUUUAAAAACAAGAGAUAAUUUAAAAAGAAUUACAAAAAAAGAUUUUGAAUAUUUUAAAGAAAAUAAUGAAACUAAUUAUUUAGGACUUUUGAAAAUUUUAUAUUUAUAUAUUAAUAAAAAAAAUGAUCAAAAUUUUAUAAAAAAUACAUUUAAUUAUAUUUACUUUAUAAAGAGAAUUAAAAAUAUAGAUGAAAAUAAUAUUAGCAAAAACAUUAUUUUAAAAUAUGAAAAUAUUUCUAAUGUAGACAAAUUUCUAAAGUAUAAAUUCAUUUUUAUUCUUCAUUCUUUUAUUGUUUCAAUUAAUGAAUAUGUAAAAAAAAAAGACUCUUUAAAUAAUGAAUAUCAAAAAAUACUUCAUUUAGAAAAAGAAAUAUCUUCUUUAAAUGAUGAAAUAAAUACUAUACAAAGUAAUGCUAUUUCUCCUGAUUCUCUUACAAUAUUAGAAGAAUUAAUAUCAUUUUACAAGGAUAUCAAAAAAAAUAUAAAAAAUAAAAAAACAUUUCUUAUUUAUAAAUCUAUUUUAUUUAAUUAUUGUUCUUCUUUCAAUUAUAAAGAAAAAACAAAAUUUCUAAAAUUAUUAAUUAAUGAAAGAAAGAAAUAUUUAAAUUUAUGUGACAUUUCGGAAUACAUGAAUGGAAAAGAAGGAGAAGAAGAAAAAGGAGAAGAAAAAGAAGAAGAAGAAAAAGGAGAAGAAGAAGAAAAAGAAAAAGGAGAAAAAGAAAAAGAAGAAAAAGAAGAAAAAAAAGAAGAAAAAAAUAUAAAUACAAAAUAUUUAUUAAAUUUUAAAAAUUUUAUUGAUAAUCCUUUUCUAAACAAAUAUGGAGAAAUGAAGUUGUGUAAUGAUGAUAUGAUAAUGUUUAACUGCCAUUUAUUAGAUAACAUAAAAGAGAAAAUAAUAAUAUGUGUUGAUUCUUUUUAUCAAUUAAAAAAAUACAUUUUGAGAAAAUUACAAAGAGAAAAAAAAAAAUAUUGUUAUAUAAAAUAUCAGUAUUUUUAUAAUAUAUCUUCUUUUCAUUCUGGAGAAAAUAUAAAUCCUGAAUAUGAGGAAAAAGAAGAAAAAGAAGAAAAGAAAGAAAAAGAAGAAGAGAGAGAAAAAGAAGAAGAGAAAGAAAAAGAAAAAGAGAAAGAAAAAGAAAAAGAGAAAGAAAAAGAAGAAGAGGAAGAAAAAAGUUAUAAUAAUAAAGAUGGAAAAAUUAGAAAAUUCUUAAAUGACAUAGAAUGUUACAAAAACGAUAAUUUUUUUUUGAUUUUCAAGGGGGUAGAUGAAAAUAUAUAUAAAAUUUUAAAUAAAAAAAUUAUUAAUACUAUUUAUAUUUUUUUAGAAAAUUUUGAAGAAAUCGAUUUAGAAAAAAUCUAUCAUAGUUAUCAUGUUAUUUAUUGUGAUUACAAAAAAAAGAAUAUUCUUAAUUUAUUAUUAUAUUAUUAUAAUAAAAUGAAAAAUAUAAAUUUAACUAGUAAUUUUCCAACAGUUGAAAAAGAAACAUAUGAAAAAAAAAUUAUCAAUAUAUCAAUAAAUUUUUUAAAUAAAAAAAUUAAUGAAAAAGAAAUGAUAGAAGAAUUUAGAAAGGAAAAAGAAAAAUAUAGAGUAAUUUUAAAUAAUAUUGAUAUAAAAACUAAAGAGGAAAAAAAUAUAAAAAAUAAUUUCAUUAUAAUCUAUGUAUUCUAUUUGUUAAUACAAAUUAUAAAAACAUGGAAAAAAAAAUAUAAUAUCUCAAAUUUAUAUUUUUUAAAUAUUGUUAAAAUGUUUUAUCAACAAUUUGAUGUAAAAAAGAAAGAUUCAGAAAAAGACAUUUUAAACUUUUUUUAUUUUUAUAUAUUGUCAUAUGUGGAUAAUAAAAAUAUUUUAACUGUUAAUUUUUUACUUAGUCUUUUUUUAGAUAUUUAUUUAUAUAAAUAUGUAAAACUAAAAGACAUAUUUUUAUUUUUUAGAAAUUAUAAUAAUAAAAAUGAAAAAAAAAUACUUCAAGAAAUUGAAAAUAAAUAUAAGCAAAAAAUAAUUAAAAAUAAAAAAAGAAAAAAUGAAAAUGAAGAAAAAGAAAUAGAAGACAUUUUCAUAAAUGAAAGGAGUAAUAAAAUUAGAAAAUCAUUAGAAAUUUUAGAAAAAAAGCAAAAUGAACAUAAUCCUCUUAAUGAUGAAGAAAACAUAUAUAUUGGGAAAGCAAAAUGUAACAAUAUGAUUGGAAAAAAUAAUUAUUAUAAUGUUAUUGAAGAUUAUUAUAGUGAAAUAUAUGAAAGUUCUUUUGAUGGCAAUAAUAUUUAUGAUAAUGAUUAUGAUUUAGUUGAAGAUGGACUAAAAAAACAAGAAGAAAAAAAAUUAGAGGAAGAAAGAGUACAAGAAUAUCGAAAAGAAGAUAAAGAAAAAAUAAAACUAACAAAAGAUGAAAAUAAUUUAAAGGAAUUAAUAAUUAAUUUUGAUGAACCCUUUAAAUUACUUUAUAAAAAAAGAGAGAAAUUAAAAAAUUUGCUUUACGAAAAAUCAUCAGAAAGUAGUGAAGAAUCUCACUAUUGCUCCAAUUACAGUGAAGAUGAUAUAUAUAAAUUAGAAAAAGAAAGUCAAAAAAUCAAUAAAUUAUCUAUAACUUAUUAUUCAGAAGAAUUAAUUGAAUUAAGAAACUCAAAAAAAAAAAUUUUUAAAAGGUUAUUGAAAAGUAUAAAUGAUAAUAAAAAUGAAUGGGAUAAAUAUAUAAAAAAUAAUGAUCGUACUUGUAAUAAUAUAAAUGAUUUUCCCUUAAAAGAAUUAAACAAUUCUUCCUUGUAUUAUUACAGAUUACUAAUUGAUAAAAUUAUAAAAAAAAAUGAUUUAGAUAUUUCUAUUAAUAAUUACAUAUUUAUAAAAUUAUCAAAUCUUUAUGUUAAUAAGAAAAUAAUUUAUUGUAACUUUUAUAAUUUUAUAAAUAAAAAUAUUAAUAGUACUAUUUUUUUAAGCGAAACAAAAAACUUAAAUAAAACAAACGACAAUAUAGAAGAUUUGAGUAAAAAUAUAGAAGAAAAAAAAAACAUUUUAUUUGAUGAAAUAAAUAAUAAUAAUUAUUUUAAUAAAGUUUUUAAUGAAAAAAAAAAAAUUAUUAUUAUUGUAGAAAAAAAUAAAUAUAGUUUCAUAUUAUUAAAAAUUCUUUUAAAUAGUAAUAAUGUGUCUUUUCUAGAUUUGAAAAAUGAUUUUGAAAUAAAAUUGACAGAUAUUAUUGUAGUAGAUAUUACACAUAAAGAAGACAGUUAUAAAUUAGAAAUUUUAAUAAAUAAUAAUUUGAACAAAAUUUUCAUAAUAUUUUAUUACGAUAUUAACACAGUUACAUUUUCUAUAGUAAAAAAUUCUAUCUUAAUUAAUUUUGAUUUCAGCUCAUAUUUAAUCAAUUAUUUUAAUUACUUAUAUUAUAUCAUUAAAUCAUUAAAUUACAAAAAUGUAAAUGAUAACAAUAUUAACUCAAAAUACAUAUUUUAUGUAAUUUUAUUUUUUACUAUAAUAAAUGAGAAGAUAAAUUUAGAAAAUUUUCAAUUAGAUUUAGAUUUAAUUAAUGAAAUGACCUUUUUAAUUGAUAUUUUUUGCAAUGUAGUUGACUCGAUAAAAGUAAAAGAAGAAGAAAAGUAUAAGGAAUUUUUUUAUAAUUAUUUUAAAUUAUUUUUAGAAUUUUUAUUUUCAAAAAAGUUUCUAUUAAUAAAAAAUAUGAUAUAUUCUGUUUUACACAAUUUUUUCUCUAAUCAUAUGAAUAAAAAUGCUUUGUCAAAUAUAAAUAGUAUCUUAAAAAUACCUAUUAAUCUUAAUGAUAUAGAUGAAUUAACUGAUUAUAUUCAAAAGAAUUUUCAUUUAAUUCAAGAAUUUUCACAACAAAAUAUAACUUAUCAUAUAUGUGAGAUUGACUAUCAAAUUAAAUCACUAAAAAAAAUUUUUAUUUCUAGUUCUUUCUUUAUUAACAAAUUUGAAAAAAUAGAAAUUUUUAAAUUAGUGUUAUCAUAUUUUGAUAUUUUCUCUACUUACACUUAUAUAAAACCAUCUAUUAAUGCAACUAUCAAAUUGAUAUAUUUAACUGAAGAAUAUAAUACUUUGUUGUAUUAUAUAUCUAAAAUAAAAAAGGAAAUUGAAUAUUUCCUGAAAAUCUUGAAAUUAAACAAAUCAAUAGAUAAUUAUUAUUUUAAUAUGAAAAAUAUUUAUUUAAAAUUGAAGACACCUAAAAAAUGGAAUAUUUUUGGUGAAAAAGAAAAAAAUUUUACAAAUUUUUUAACAAAUAUUGAAUCAAAAUUAAAAUAUUUUAAAGAAAUUAUUAACAAAGAACAAAGAGGUGGCAAUAAUUUAUAUAAUAUUUCCAAAUUCAGAAAUCCUUUACUAUUUUUUUAUUCACUUUUUUUUACUUGUGCAAUUAAUAUGAAUACAAAAAUAGAAAACUUAAAUAUUUGUUUUAAAUAUUCUGAAGAAAUUAAUACAAAUGAUGAUGGUAUAUGGUUAGAACCUAUAAAAAUAUAUAAAAGUAAAUUCGUGAAAUUACCUAAUAAUAUAUAUCAUAGUAGAAUUCAUAAAAAGAAUUAUAUAUACUUUAAAUAUUCAAAUAAAAUAGAAGAAAAUAAUAUAGAAAAUGAUAAUAACUCUAUAUAUGAGUAUAAUGAAGAUAUAAUAAAUAAAAAUAUAAAUGAUGAAAAUAAUAUGAAUUUUACUAGUAAUUAUGAAGAAUUUAAAAUAAAACAAGAAAAUUUUUAUUACAAUUCACCAUAUAUAUUGAUUAAAAUAAAAAAGAAAAAAAAUGAAAAUUUAGAAAAAGUUAAUGGAAAUAAUUAUGAUGAAAAGAAUAAUAAUAUUACUAAUGAAUUAAUUCAAUUGGAAAAUAACAAUUUAAAUUCAUUUUUUGAGUUAUUUAAAAAUAAUGAUGAAUAUGAUAAUAAUGAUUUUGUCUAUUAUUGCCCAAUUUUUAAAUUUAAUCCAUCUACCAAAAAAAAUAAUAAAUUAUUAUUUUUUUUACCUUUGCCUUGCAUAUCUAAUAAAAUAAUUUACAAAAAAUUUAAAGUUCAUAUGUUAUUAGAGUAA
Molecule: messenger RNA, 14334 nt
Organism: Plasmodium gallinaceum
Lineage: Eukaryota; Apicomplexa; Aconoidasida; Haemosporida; Plasmodiidae
Product: conserved Plasmodium protein, unknown function
Exons: 11
Coding region: 1-14334 (4777 amino acids)
Biological process (GO): microtubule-based movement
Cellular component (GO): dynein complex
Molecular function (GO): minus-end-directed microtubule motor activity; dynein light intermediate chain binding; dynein intermediate chain binding
Source: RefSeq, a predicted model, not a curated record